AUUCUCAUCAUGUUUUACCGCCCGUUCGGCAUACUCAGUGAAAGUACAUACGACGCGCAUAACGUAGGAUCAUUUACCGUAGUAGAGCUGUAUGCGGGUUCGUUGAAGUGAAGGGCCACCAACACCUUACCUAAAUUGCUUACAGACAUUGUAGGGUAGUUGAUUAUUUAUUACUCCUUUACUGUUUGUUCAGUUGCUGGUACAUCUAGCCCCUGUCGUGUGCGACUUCGACAGACCGCAGUGCAGACCCGCGCUUCCACACAGCUGUCUUGCUUUACAACCAACGGCUUGCAUAGUUGAAAGCAGGAAUAUGCCUGCGGCUGAGCAAAUGUUAAACGGGUGUGAUGCUGGUGGCGAACAUUGCGAAGUGGUGCAUUCCGUUAGCGGUCGAGGCUCCAGUGACGUAUUUGGAACGUCUAGCCUGGAGGAAAUCAAGCGCAUUCCCGGGUCGCCAAGCUCACGCUUACAAGCUAACACCGCGAACAAGCUUUCCGAGCCCGCGGCCAUGACCAUCACGCCCAUUCGCUGUGAGACAGUGAGUGACCCUGAGGCCGCCCUCACGGACAGCAACACCAAAGCACCUCCUUCACCUCAAACACCGCCGCAAUUGCAGCAGCAGCCCCAGUCCCGCUACCUAACCAUCCUCGUUGCCGGAGCAAGCAAUCUCGGCAAGACGCGCUUCAUUUCCAACCUAACGACCUUGUACGGCAGCCGCCAGGUGUCCUCCAGGCAGCCCUCCAGCUCAGGCAUGUCCCCCGGCGCCUCGCAGAACUCACCCCCCUCCCGAACCCUCAGCCGCACCACCACCCUGGAGCGUCACACCGCCCAGCUGCUCACCCGCCUGGCUCCCCUGCCCCUGCCCUCGCCCGCGCCGGCAGCGGAUACAGCUGCCUCAGCAGGAGGAGGAGGAGGAGGGGGUGCGGAUGAGGCCGGUGCCAACUGUGGUGGCGGCGGAGGCAUACGGCUGCUGCAUGUGUCGCUGCUGGAUGCGCCAGGCUACGAUGGAGAGCCCAACAAGGUGCUGCACCUGAUCCAGCUGGUGGAGUACCUGCUGCGGCAGCGCGAGCGGGACUACCGAGCGGGGGCAGCAGCAGCAGCAGCGGCGGCGGCAGCGGCGGGCGGGGGAGAUAGCUCGCAGCAGCAGCCGCAGCAGCCGGCCUGCCGGGGCGCCCUGUGCCUGUACUUCCUGCCGCCAGCAGACUCCGUGGCCCCUAUCGACCUGGCCUACAUGUCGGCCCUAGCGCGGGAGGUGCCGCUGCUGCCGGUGCUUGCGCUGGGGGCCUCCCGCCCGCUGCAGCUGAGGACGCAGCUGCAGCUGAGCAGGCAGCAGCAGCAGCCGGAGGCAGGGGAGGCUGCUGUCACCACGGGGGAGGAGCAGCGGCAGCUGAUUGCGCGGCUGAGGGCGGCUGUGUUGGCGGCACUGAGGGGACACAAGCGACAUGGCAAGCCCGCGCCCGUUCCAAUCCUGGGCCUGUCUGGCGGACCUGCCAGCAGCAGGGAAGAAGACACUGCCUGCCCCGCCGUGUUGGUGCUGGGUAGCGAGGCUGAGGAGGAUGUGGUGGGCGAGGAGGGCGAUGAGGCCGCCGGGCGCUACUCUGCCGAUGCGCUGCUGCGGGAGCUGCUUCAGCAGUGGGUGGAGCCUGCGCUGAAGAGCUCAGAGGAGAGGUUCAUGGAUUUCAGUGCGACAUACGAGAUGUACGGACAAGAUCUGAUGGCGCUGUUGGCGGAGCGGAUGUACGACAUGGAACCCGAACUCCGUCAAGCUUCGCAGCAGGAUGUGAAGCGUACGGCACCUGUAGCAGAGGACACGGAGGCAGAGGUGGCGGCGGCGGAGACGGAGGCAGCGGAAGCGGGGUCCCCCCAGCCUGCAGCCCCGGCGCUGGUGCUGCCCACGAAUACGGAGGCGCAGCCGCAGCCGCCGUCGACGCCGCCGCGGGCGUACGACACCGCUGGGAAUGCCGGCGGGCUCGCCGCCGCCACCGCUGCCGCCGCAACAGCUGUAGCAGAUGCUGAGGCGGCAGCUGAAGAGCCAGCUGCGCCUGUGGCCGCGGAGAUGACGGCGGAGGUGACAGCCACGGAGGAGGAGGAGGCAGCGGCGGAGGCGGCGGUGGAGAUGGCGGAGGAGGCGGCGGAAGUGAAGGCGGCGACAGCGGCGGAGGAGGCGGAAAUAAUGGAGUCUGAGGCGGGUCGGGUUGUGGCGGCUAUCGAGGCAAUCGUGGAGCAGCUAACAAAGGAGGUGGACGCAGCAGAAGCGGCGGCAGCGGCGGUGCCCGCUUGGACAGGUGACCAAAAGGCCCAGAAGGCAGGGGCGGGGGCUUGGACGUCAUCGUUCGAGUCAGAGAUUGAGCCUGCACCAGAGUCCGAGUCCGAAUCUGAGGCAGAGCCAGAGCCAGAGUCGGAGGAGGACGAAGCAGGAUGCUUAGCGGCAGAGGCCGAUGCGGAGGAGGAGAAGGAGAAGGAGGAGGAGCCCGUGCCAGCUGUGGCCGACCAGGGUGAGGCAAGCAGCUCGGAGCUUGUAAUACGUUCAGUGGUGCAAAGGAUAUUUGCCGCCGUCCUCAUACCGGCGGCAGCGACAGCAGCAGCACCCCCCGCCUGCCCCGUCGCUUCUGCUGCUGCUGCCAGCCGAGCUGCCGAAAUUGCGGCUGUCCGCAGCACAGGGAGCAGCAGCAGCAGCAGCAGCACCCCGGAAACGGUGAGCAAUGAUGACAUGGUCGUUCGUAUCUUGCUGCGUCGCGCGCUUGCAGCAGCCGUCCAGAGCGGGAUGGCCUCGGAGGGGGACAAGCAGCUGCAGCCGCAGCAGCCAGAGCCGCUCGAACUGCAGGCUUCUAGUGCCUCUGCUGCCCCCACGCAGCCCACCCUGCCGCAACCACCUCCUUCAACUGCAGCGCUGGUGUCAGCGGUGGCAGCGGCAGCGGUGGCUGCAGCGGUGGAGUCAUCCCAGCAGAGGCUGCGUUCCUGGCAGACCCGUGGGUCGCAGCUGCUCGCGCGGCUGGGUCCGGCCGCUCGGGCGCGUAGGGCCGAGGUGAUGCAGCUCUUGCGCACCGUCACGCCUUCCUCGAGGCCUCUCGCGGCGUCACCUGCACCCUGCGCCAUUGAAGCUGAUGGUGAUGGAGGCGAUAUCAGCGCCGACAUUGGCAGCAGCAGCGGCAGCACUGGCAUCAGCGGCAUCGGCGAGAUGGCUUCGCCUUCCGCGCCGUGCAGGCGGAGCACUGGUGGCGUUGCUUGGCUGGGUUUCGCAGGGCUGGCUGCGAGCAUGUUCGUGGCGUCGACCAUGAGUCACAGGCAGGGCUAGGAAAAGCUUCAAGGUGGUGCGGCUGUAGAGAGGCGAUUGGGCCUGGCCAUUGCUUUUAGCUAAAGCAUUCAAUGUGUAGGUGUGGCCUAUGCCCAGGGUGAGAGCGGCUUGAAGGUUAACGAUUGUUGGCGGCGAUACUUGGAGGGUUUGUGUGGUGACAAAACGUUUCCGGCAUGGAGAUACCUGCAAACUGGGAAGCAGGAGUGAUCUGCCCGUCCUGCCGCCUCAGUGCAACGGCUAAACACUUGGGUUUGGCAGAAAUUCGAAGUCUCUUAACACUUGUUAUGUGGUAAGCUUGUUUGGCGGUUUUUUUCUUGCAUGCGCUGGGUUGGGGCUUGCAUGUAUUGGUGCGGGGAUUGCGCUCGGCUGUUUCACCCCACUUCUGCUCCCGGAGCAAUCAAGGGUGUCAUAGCGCGGUGUCAUAGCACACACCUGGCAUGGGCCUAGACGGCCUACACACAUGUUGGUGCAUACUUGUGCAUUGCAUGGGAAUAAUGACCCGUGCACGUCAGCGCUUUGCUUUUAGGUUUGAAUUGGGGCAUUUCUUACAUACAUGUUUUGUGUUGAGCUUAUUUCAGCGACGUCUAACUGACAGCAGGAAGUUGGUGUCGUGGCGUUAUUGCGCUGCUGUACAGAUCUGGAUCUGGAGGGAUCAGCAUGAUGAAUGACGUCUUGGACAUGCCAGCUGCAGGACGGUUUUCCUGCAUAAAAGAGCUGAUUGCAUGUGUCUGUUGCAACCUGCUCAUCCGAUCCGAUGAAAACCAAUGGUGCUAUGUUCCGAAAAAUGAACCUAUCUAUUUUUCUGAGUUGAUGGGGCUGCUGCGAAGUCGGUACCUUCUGUAGCAACGCAGGUUGAUUGGGUUUGAUGGUUUUGGUUUUCAAUCUGUUGGCGAGUGUUGCGCCCAACCCACUUGGUAUGCUGUUGGGGAAACGACUGGUACUUGUUGCAUUACGAGGAAUGGGCAUAUGUUAUAUGUUACGAAGUGAAGUGGAGAAAGAGGGAUGAUUAUUUGCUACGUCCAAGCAGCAACAGCCUUGGCAGCGUUGGAAGCGGCAUACGUGCGCUGCGCUGUGCGGGCUUUCCAAGCGUAGGUGCUCCUGUUACAAGCCCUGGCUGGCUGCGCUGGUGGCACCUACGUACUGGCAUGGCAGCACAUGUGCGGACAAACAUAAAGCACGUUUAGCGGGCAUCAGAAGUGUUCUAGCAAACGUGCAUACAUAUGUU
Messenger RNA from Astrephomene gubernaculifera, 4517 nucleotides. NCBI's taxonomy places the organism in Eukaryota, Viridiplantae, Chlorophyta, Chlorophyceae, Chlamydomonadales, Astrephomenaceae. The record is from the annotation of a GenBank genome assembly.